AACACACAUACACUAGCACUGCAUAUACAUACUACGUUGUCAUACACAACCACAUCAUACAUACACACAUUAUAUUAGAAAUGUCAAAUGACUCCUUGGUUACCGGACGAGUGAUAGGAGAAGUGUUGGACCCUUUCCGUACCACCGUUGAUAUGACUGUACUCUAUGACGGUAGGCCGAUCAUCAAUGGUAUGGAGUUCCGCUCACAGGCAGUGUCGGGCAGGCCGACGGUCGAGAUCGGAGGCGACGAUACUAGCGCGACAUAUACCCUAGUCAUGGUGGAUCCAGAUGCUCCAAACCCUAGCAAUCCGACCUUGAGGGAAUAUCUGCACUGGAUGGUGACCGAUAUCCCGGCAUCAACAGACGACACAUACGGCCGGGAGGUGGUGUGCUACGAGAGCCCGGCGCCGGCGACGGGGAUCCACCGAAUGGUGCUGGUGCUCUUCCGGCAGCUCGGCCGGGGCACGGUGUUCCCGCCGUCCAUGCGCCACAACUUCAACACCCGCAGCUUCGCCCGCUGCUACAACCUCGGCGCGCCCGUCGCCGCCAAGUACUUCAACUUCCAGCGCCAGGCCGGCUCCGGCGGCCGGAAGUUCACCGGGCCCUACACGAGCCGCCGCCAGUAACCUUAAGAUCCAUCCAGCUCAAAUACCUAGCUUAUGCAUGUUAUCGAUCACACAUACGAUGCGUACGCGGUGUAUCCAUGACAAACUUACCGCCGUCGAUCAACUAUACAAGACUAGGAAUAAGCGAAUAAACAUAUGUAAAAAUAAUGGCCGAUGGGGAGAGACAUGGUGUUUAAUUAGGAAGAACGACGCAACAUCACCAAAAUUGCUAGUGAGAACAUUCGAACUUAGCUAGGUGGAAAGGCAUCAACCCCUUCUUAUUACUAGCUAGACUAUCCUUGGUCUGCAAUAAACGUAUGCAUAUAGCUUCAUACACAUAGAUGGAUGCAUAAUGUAUCUCCAUUUGUACUUCUCUUCUUGUUCUUUGAGGAUAUUGUACUGCUAUUGUAUAGAAUGUGGGGAAAAAUAUUGCAAUGAAA
Messenger RNA from Lolium perenne, 1045 nucleotides. Its product is annotated as protein FLOWERING proteinUS T. The record is from RefSeq and is a predicted model, not a curated record. NCBI's taxonomy places the organism in Eukaryota, Viridiplantae, Streptophyta, Magnoliopsida, Poales, Poaceae.